Molecule: messenger RNA, 5415 nt
Organism: Melanotaenia boesemani (Boeseman's rainbowfish)
Lineage: Eukaryota; Metazoa; Chordata; Actinopteri; Atheriniformes; Melanotaeniidae
Gene: luc7l
Product: LUC7-like (S. cerevisiae)
Exons: 9
Coding region: 2656-3771 (371 amino acids)
Biological process (GO): mRNA splice site recognition
Cellular component (GO): U1 snRNP; U2-type prespliceosome
Molecular function (GO): mRNA binding
Source: RefSeq, a predicted model, not a curated record
GGCGAGCUCAUGAAAUAGGGGAAAGCGGCGAGAGGUGAUGGUUGGAUGAAUAAAGUAUUCUAAUAACCUUGCUAACUUACUGAGAAACGAUUGUCAGUUGUUUGACUUCUGUAAAGACCGAUCGACGGAGCACCUGUGAUAAUGUCUGCCCAAGCUCAAAUGAGAGCUUUGCUCGACCAGCUGAUGGGAACAGCGAGGGAUGGUGAGUUGCCGUAACAUGCUAACUGAGCUAGCUAGCUAGCCAAGAUGGAGGCUCUACUGAGGCUGGCUUGUGUUGGCGUGUGAUGGACAGACCUGCGUGAAUGGAUGUACUGCAGAGGGCUGCAUUAAAUACAGUAAUAUUAGAUUCAGGAUACGUUUUAAGGCCUGAUUAAACAGUUUAAUGUCAAUUCCUGAAUUUAAAUGUAAAUAAUCUCGUUCUAUAAUAAAGUGUGUGUGUAUACAUAUGUAUGUUUUUUUUUCUUUUUAGCAUUUAAGCUAAGUUAGCUUCUGGUCGAAUAUUGUUAAUUGCCAAGUUACGGAACUGUCAGGCGCACUGACGCCACACGCGGGACCGUAUCCAAAAUAUAUCUAAAAUGAAUCCGACAUUAACUAACGAAGUUGCAAUAAUUUUCUUAUUGCCUUUGUUAUUUACAAGUCUGUAGAUUGAACGAACGCGUGGGGUUGAAUUCGUAAUAGGCCUUUACCUGAACGGUAAUAAACAAGUUAACAUGUCCAGUAAUGCAUUUGAUCUUUAAAGUAAACAAUAUAUUCAUGUUCAAAGUUUGCAAUACUAUCUCUUUUAAAGGCACACACGUAAUCGUCUUAACUAAUUAAUAUUAAGAGUACUUGAGUAGCCCUUACCCUUAAAUUUAUUUUAGCUAUUUCAUUAGUGUUCGAGUAGCUAUAUUAUGUACUCACUGAUCAUUUAUUUCCUAACAUUUCAUCAAAGCUUAACUUCAGACGACCAUGUGUUUAUGUACAAUAUUGGCCAGCUAAAUAUUUCGCAUUUAGAAAAAGAGAGUAUAUUAGAGAGUAAAUUUGGCGACUAAUAAAUUUAAAGGUAUACACACACAACGUUUAACAAUGGUAAUAUUAGUUGUAACUUAUUUUAAAAAAUAUAAUAUUUUAUCUUUUAACUGCAUUUACUACAUCAAACCUAUUUAAUUUAUUACUUUAUGUUGCUACAGAUCAGAUUAACAAUUUUUAUUGGCUAAAAUAACUUUUUAUGUGCAUAUAGACGUGUCAUUUUCAAGCCUUGUCUGUAAAAACUAACAAAAAGCUGCCCUUCUGCUUUAUAAACAUCAGUAGUUGAAAUAAUUACAGCCCUGUGGAUCAUCUUUUAAAAGUCAGUGCAGAAAGAGUGAUUUUGUGUUGUAAGUUUGUGGGUGUAUGUGUGAUGAGAUUGAUAUCAAAUUCUUCCCAUACAUUUGUUGCAUACAAACUGAACAAUUGUGGCCCCUUUAUUUUAUUCAUUAAGGUUCAGUGUAUCAUUGCCAGCCUACAUCAAUCUGCAAAGGAGUUGCAGAAAAGCCUCAUGUUCAUCGAGCCGUGAGUCACACAUAAUUUUUAAAGCUGUUAUGAUUAAUAUCCAAACAAUUUGUUUGCCUUCCGGAAGUUAUUGUAGAUUUAUAUAUAUAUUUUUUAUUUAUUUAUUUUUUAAAUCAUACAAAUACACAAGUUGGUAAAUCCUCAGUGGCACACAAAUACUUAAGUAGGUGAUUCUUCAGUGGCACUAGAAUUACAAAUUGGAUCAGUGUUACACAGCUUGAGCUAAUACGUUUACUCGCGUUGCACCCCAACGAGCAAUUCUCAGUUUAUUACACGUAUUCCAGUCCUUUACACAUCUUUUUCUCCGAAGGCAGUCUUUUUCAGUCCACACAAAAACUUUGCAAACAUCAUUUACAAUCUGACUUUUGUAUGACUCCCAACUUCUUACUACAGGUAUGGGGAAGAAAACUGUUCCUAUUUAUACUUUUCUACAGCGGGUUUAAAAUUCUGCAGCUGAGAUCUUGAAGAUGCAGAAGGGUACAGUAUAUGGUGCAGAUCGCAGUGUGUAUAAACUAUUUUCCUUGGAUUUUUGUAUUUGUUUUUUUUUUUAAUGUCCAUUCAGUAUUUCAUAAUUAUAAAUGGUUUGGAGGAAUCAUUUGUAUGAAACUUUAACAUUCUGUCAAUUGUCUUAACAGUAUUUCCUGCAUAGUCAAUUUUAAUGCAGCGAAAAUUCAGCAGAAUUAAAGUGGCUCUUCUGACUCUAGUUAAUUGUAAGUCCAGUCUUGUCAUUUUAACAGUGUGCCAGUGUACUAGCACAAUCCUUUGAUGAUCCACAUUAAAGAGUAGAGAUUGAGCCUUAUAACAAGUUAAAUUGUGUUAAGGCUUUUUUUUUUUCUUCUUCUAAUUUAUUUUUGUAAUGAGGCUUGGGUAAGGUAAGCACAAAAACACAGAAAGAACCAUAUACAUUUAAAACUACAUUAAUUUUAUUGACACAGAAGUGAACAAAGAGAAAGUCCAGUAGAGGCACAGUUUUUCAUUUUAGUUAACACACACCCACAAAGGAUUUUAAGACUAAUGAAAACUUUGUAAUGUCAGCAUUGGUUUUCAUUGUUUUUGAUGGCCAUAAAUCAUUUAAUCCAAUAAUGGUGGCACAUUUUGCCAAAUAGAUGCAUUACAAUUACAGUAAUGUUUAUGAAACCACUGGAUACUUCGCUCUGCUAUCAAGUAUGUGAGGUCUUUCUCACUGAUGCUUUCUGGACUGUUUCAGGAGAUGAGACGCGGCAGAGGGUCAAGUUCACUGACGAGCGAGUCUGCAAAAGUCAUCUUCUCAACUGUUGUCCACAUGAUAUCCUGUCUGGAACUCGUAUGGACCUGGGCGAGUGCACAAAAAUCCAUGACCUGGCACUUCGGGCAGACUAUGAAAUUGCUUCCAAGGAGAGAGAUCUUUUCUUUGAGCUUGAUGCGGUGGAUCACCUGGAGUCAUUCAUUGCUGACUGUGACCGAAGGACAGAGCUAGCCAAGAAGCGCCUGGCUGAGACCCAAGAAGAGAUCAGUGCUGAGGUUGCAGCAAAGGCAGAGAAGGUGCAUGAGCUAAAUGAGGAAAUUGGAAAGCUCCUGGCAAAGGCUGAACAACUCGGAGCUGAAGGCAACGUGGACGAGGCUCAGAAGGUCCUACAGGAAGUGGAGAAAGUCCGCACCAGAAAGAAGGAUGCAGAGGAAGAAUACAGAAACUCCAUGCCAGCCUCCAGCUUUCAGCAACAGAAGCUCCGGGUGUGUGAGGUGUGCUCUGCUUAUCUAGGCCUCCAUGACAACGACCGUCGUUUGGCUGACCAUUUUGGUGGGAAGCUUCAUCUUGGAUUCAUCCAGAUCAGAGAGAAGCUGGACCAACUAAAGAAAACUGUGGUUGACAAGCAAGAGAAGAGGAACCAGGAGCGCUUAAAGAGGCGAGAAGAGAGGGAGAAAGAGGAAAGGAUGAAGAAAAGAACCAGAUCACGGAGCAGAGAGCAUAGAAGGUCCCGUUCACGUGACCGUAGAAGGAGGCGCUCUCGCUCCUCAUCACGAGACAGGCGCCGCUCUCAUUCGCGUUCCAGGGAGAGAAGGAGGCGACAUCGCAGCCGAUCUCGCUCACGCAGCAGAGGACACCGUCACAGCCAUAGCCACGAGCAGAGCUCAAGACACAAGUCGUCCAGGGACCGAGAGCGUUCAUCAAGAGACCGGUCACGGGAGCGAGACAGGAGAGAUGGUAUGAAUGGCAGGUCCGACUCCCGCCGAGCAGACGACAGGGACGUGGGUGACUUCUAAAGACCAAACACCAUCCACUAUGACACCCCACCUCCUCUUGUCUCUGUUUGUCCACUUAUAACUUAAUGUUAUAUGCAGUCCUUGCCUUGACUCUUCUGUUAUCCCACCUUCCUCCUUAUUUUUUGCUUUGUUUGUUAAUGUAGCCAACCCACAUUAAAGAACUAUUAUAUGGAGUCAUUUUUCUAGCAUCCACGUACGAGAUUGCUUCUGGAUUCAAGAGCCUGUUAAGAGGUGGAGAGUUACUGUAAUUUGGUGGCUGUCUUUAUGCAAUCCACCCCCUUUGUCUUGCUUUAAACUUAAAUAGAGAAAAGCAGACACAAAUGGUGCUUUUCUAUUACAUGACAUUACAUAGUAUGGUACUGCUCAGCACACUUGUUUUGGUUUUCUAUUGCAGGUGGUACCAGGUAACUGAUAGUAUCCAAAUGUUUUUUUUAUUCCAUUUUAUUGUUUUGAGCCAAGGUUCCAAGCAAGCCAAGCCGAUACCACAUGAUUACACAGAAACACAGCUUAGUGCUGAUUGGUCAGUGAAAAUCAUUAAAGGUCAGGUAGACACAUAUAACAACACACAGGUCGUAUUGUGUUUAUUACUAGUGAAUACAUGAAUAUGUUAAUUAUGAGGAGAUACAUACUUUAAAAGCCUGUUAAGUGCAGCAAUACUCUGUACUCAGUUGUAAGUUGCUGUAGAUGAAAUAACUGCUUAAUCAUUGUAAUAAGACACACAGGCAGAGCAAAGUUAGGUCUUGUCUCUGUGGCCGCAGCUUCAUACAGACGGCGAUGAUAAACAGCCAGUCACUGAUGCUGCCUGUAACAGAAAGCGAAGCAUGGAAGCGCUGGGCUGAGUUACACUGUGAUAUGUCAUGUUAUAGAAAAAUGCCUAAAGUGGGUUACAGGACAGGAGCAUAAAAUGUAACUGAACCAUAUUAAUUCCUGAUAAACUCACUGUCUUUUGGAAUAAAAUGUAAAUAUGUUUUGGCCUACAGACUGUCACGGUCUGAAAAGGCCUGCUCCAUCAAGUAGUUUUUUCCCUUCCCCUAAAAUUUUCCUGUUACUGUCAUUGGUAACAUGCGUUUCUUGAAUGUCUGUCCACAUAAAUGUGUCCUUUACUUUAUUUCUUAAAAGCCUGCUUGAAGUUUCAAAUUGAAACCACAAAGGUUUUAAAAUUGCUAGUAUUAGUAUUUGAUUUGCAUCUCCACUUUUUUUUUUUUUUUUUCUUGUUCUUUUUUCCUUUUAAUAGUUUUUUUUUUUUUUUUUUUUUUCUUUCACGCUACUGGUAGUGAAGGUUGUGAGUUUGGCCAGUUUCUGUAAAAGUUUGACUUGAAUUGUUUUGGUGGCAAGUUUGUUUUAUAAGUUGUUUCAGUCUUCAUAUCUUUAAAAUUAAAAGUGAAAUGGUAUCUUUAGAAUUGGUGUUGGCAGGUGAAGCAGUAGUUUGAGACAGAAGAUGUUGGAAAUUCAGUGCUAUAACUGCACAACUAAAGUCAAGCCUUUAAAUUUUUGGCCCAACAUGAAGAGAUUAGUUUUGAUUAGACUCAUAAUUAACUGCAAAACAGUUUUUAAUGGAUGCACUGCUUGACCUAAUGUGGAGUUAUGUUUAUGUUCUGCUGGACAUCUUUCUUUAAAAUGUCAAUUAAAAAAAUAAAAAAAGUC